GGUGGCGACCCAUGCACGUACAUGUCAAGGAGACUAACAGAGAGCACUUCUUUAACUAAAGUAUGGGCCAAUGCGCCCAGAUCGAAACGCACUCGUCCGGCGGAUCAAAUCAUGCAGCAGCCUGCCUGCAGCAAGGGAACUCCAUUCGCGCCUCUGCCAAUCGCUAGCAAUCCACCGCGACGCCCAUCUGGAAAAUCUGCUCAUCGAGAUGUAUGGCCGCUGCGGCAGCGUCAGCGAGGCACGGCGUGUCUUCGAUGGGAUCACGGCCAAGGACCACUUCACCUGGGUGCUCAUGCUGGGAGCGUAUGCCCGAGUCGGGUAUCUCGAGGUCGCCAAGCAGAUCUUCGACGCCAUGCCGGACUGGAGCCUCAUCGCCUCCACCGUGAUGCUGUGCGUCUACUCCCGCCACGGCAGCUUCAAGGAAUCGAAGAUGCUCUUUGACUCGAUGCCGGAGGUUGAUCUUAUCUCCUGGACCGCGCUGCUCACCGCAUUUUCCCGGCACGGGCAUCUGGAUCAGGCAAAGAUUGUCUUUGAAUCCAUGCCGGAGCAAAAUCUUGUCACCUGGAGCGCAAUGCUAUCAGGCUUCGCACGCAAUGGUGACGUGGGUUCCGCAAGUAAAAUGUUUGCAUUGAUGGAGGAGAGGGAGCUAAUAUCUUGGAAUGGUCUCUUAUCAGCGUAUGCCCAGAAUGGGCAUCUGGAUAAAGCGAAGAAAGUAUUUGAUUCCAUGCCCGAGCACAACCUUGUAUCUCUUACCUCGAUUCUCUACGCGCUUUCGCAACAAAAUAGACUCGAGCAAGCUCAACACAUCUUUGAUUGCGCUCCAGAGAGAGAUCUAAUCCUGUGGAACGCGAUCCUUGGUGCAUACGCCCAGGCCGGUGAUCUUCCCCACGCAUCCCGCGCCCUGGACGCCAUGCCCGAGCGCGACCUCGUCUCCUGGACCGCGAUCCUGUGCGCGCAUGCCAAUAGCGGCGAUCUGGAUCGAGCCAAGGAGCUCUUUGAUGCCAUGGAUCACCGCGACCCAAUCCUCUGGAACACAAUGCUCUCGGCAUAUGCCCAAAACGGGCAGCUCGCAGCAUCCAGGGCACUCUUCGAUCGCAUCCCCGAGCUCCAGCCGGUGGCCUGGAACUCGCUGCUGGCGGCCUACGCCCACAACGGCCGCGCCACCGCCGCGAUCGACCUCUUCCUUGCCAUGACAAUGAUCCAUCUCCCGGACGAGAUGGCGUUUGCGUGUGUGCUGCUCGCAUCCAGCCACGGUGGCGAGAUUGAGCCCAGCAUUGCGUGCUUUCGAUCGAUGGUGGCGGACUACUCAGUCAGGCCAUACAAGCAGCACUACUGCAGCGUGAUUGAUUUGCUUGCGCGGCUGGGCCGGCUCGAGGAGAGCGAGGAGCUCAUCACGAGCAUGCCGUACAAGCCCGAGGUGGUGGACUGGCGGUGCCUGCUGGGCGCAUGCGCCCGUGGGCGGACCCUCAAUCAGGAAAGAGGCGUGCGGGCCACAAAGAGGAUUUUGGAGAUUGAUCGCCAGAAUGUUGGCGCACUUGUCCUAGCUUCAAGCCAAGGUUACAAAAUGAAACCAUCACAUAUCCGCAACAGACCACAGAUACGCCGUGUCCACCAUCGCCUUCUUCUCGUUCUGCUGCUUGAACAGCUUCUCCUCAAACCCAUUGCUGCGAUCCACGCCAUCCCAGUGCCUCCCCGGCCGGAUGUUAUACCGGUUUGGCGUCGCGGCGUGGCCGCGCUUGAGCCAGCUAUGCGCCGGCACUCCCUGCGGAACGUUAAACCCGGACUCCCUCAUCUUGUCGCUCCUGCCAAAGUCUUCCAGCCCCAGCAGUACCUCGUCCGUCUGCUUCACCAGAUGAGCCAUGGGAUCCCCCCAGCGCACUCUGUUCUUGUAGAUGGCGUCCAGAUCGUCCUUGCUGCGAGCGAAAGGCUUGUCUUUCUCGGCCUCGAUCUCCUCCCGCCGCUUCUCGGCCUCCCUCUUCUGCGCCAGCCCCGUCCCCCACUCGAGCGGCUUCUCCGGCUCCUUGGCAGGGCCUUUCUGCUGCUUCAUCAGCUCCUCCAGCCCCGCCAGCCUCCGCCCGUGCUUGUCCCUGUAUACCGUCUCGGCACCACGCCCCGUGAGCGUCGAGUCGAGCUGCUUGAAUCUCCUCGCGUCCUGGGACUGCUUCUCGGUUAUCUCGUGCCGGAGCUCCGAGCCUAUCUUCUCCCCGGCUUCGACGAGGAGAUAAGUCCCCGCCGCCACCUUUGCGACGAGGAGGAGACAAGUCCCUUCCACUCUUCCGGCGAGGCGGAGAUAAGUCCUCGGUAUCUGUCCGCUGCCUGCGACGGGGUGGAGAUAAGUCACUGCCGCCAGCUUUGCGACGAGGCGGAGAUAAGUCGCUUCCACUCCUCCGGCGAGGAGGAGACAAGUCCUCCCUGCGACGGGGUGGAGAUGUGUCUGUCCGUGGCCUGUGACGGGGUGGAGAUAAGUCACCGGCGCCAGCUUUGCGACGAGGAGAUAAGUCGCUUCCACUCCUUCGGCGUGGCGGGGAUAAGUCCUCAGUGUCUGUCCGCUGCCUACGACGGGGUGGAGAUAAGUCGUCGCCGCCAGCUUUGCUCCGGCGUGGCGGGGAUAAGUCCUCGGUGUCUCUCCGCUGUCUCCGACGGGGGGGAGAUAAAUCUACUACUUCUUCUGCCUGGUUCCUUCCACGAGGACUCUCAGACCCCCGCCGCCGCCGCCUCCGUGGCGGAGAUAAAUCUUCUGCCUCUGCCUGGCUCCUUCUUCGACGAGGAGGACUCUCUGAUGCGUCUCUCCGCCGAAGAGGAGAUAAAUCUUGUUGGAGUUCUGCUUGCCUGCUUCGACGAGGAGGAGAUAAGUCCGUUCUACGAGGUGGCGAUAAAUCCUCGUCUCCACCCCGAGCAGGAGAUCCACCACCUCGAGACCGUCGUGCUGGAGACAAAUCUGGAGUGCCCUGACGAGUACGUCGAGGUGGUGUUAGGUCCUCCUGGUCGCGCCUUCGUCGUGGAGGAGACAAGUCUUCACGAGAUCGAGAGCGGCGAGGAGGAGAUAAAUCUUCACGAGCUGGAGUUCCGUCUGGCGUGUCCUGACGAGUCCGGCGAGGAGGAGAUAGAUCUUCCCGAGCUGGAGAAUGAUCCGCGCGCGGCUAUGGCGUUCGUCUCGGCGAUCGGCUCUUCCUGUCGCUGCUCGGCCGCGGGGCAGCACAUUCCAGAGCUUGCUCCAGCGCCGAUCGCUCCGGUAAGAAUCUCCUCCCCUUCUUCGAUCGAGGAGGCGGCCGCGGCAGUGAGAUUGAAAAUCUCGGACAAGUCUCCUCCCGAGGCUGCUCUUCUUCCAUCCCAGAGCCUGGAAGCGAUCUUCGGCAGCAGCGGCAGCGGCAGCGCUGGUAGCGAGCGAAGAUUUCCCCUGCCAAAGCAACGGCUGGGCGCUCUGGCGCGCUAUCCUCCGGAGGGCAAGCCCUGCGACGUGUCGAAGGCGGCGCAUUCGCUGCUCGCAUCAAUCUCUAAGCAGGAGGAUUCUUCCGACGCCACGGAGCUGCUGGGAUUCAUCGCCGGCGAGCUCGUCCUCACGGAUUCCGAGCUCGUCUACUUUGUCAAGGCACUGGGACGCCAGGGAAAGUGGAAGAAGGCGCUGGAAGUCUUCGAAUGGAUCAGGAAGCACGACUGCUUCAAGCUCCGGGGCGUCGCCACCGCGUCCAUCCUCAGCGUCUUGGGCAACCAUGAACAGCUCCCCGCGGCCCUGGAGCUUUUCGAGAGCCUCAAGCAGGACGAGAGCUACAGUCUGGACGUGUACGCUUACACCUCGCUCAUCAGCAUCCUCUCGAGAGCCCGGCGAUUCGACGAAGGCAUCACUCUCUUCGAGACCAUGCAACGAGAAGGCCAGCGAGGGAAUGCGGUGACUUACAACGUGAUGCUGGACCUCUACGGUAAAAGAGGGGACUCGUGGGACAGGAUUCAGUCGCUCUUCCAGGAGAUGAAAGAUCUCGAGAUCUCUCCCGACGACUACACGUACAACACCAUGAUCACGGCGUGCAUCCAGAACAGCCACUGCCAGGAAGCGCUGCGACUCUUCCAGGAGAUGAAGGAAGCCGGCUGCUGUCCAAACCGUGUGACUUACAACGCGCUGCUCGACGUCUAUGGGAAGGGUGGUAUGCACAAGGAGGCCUCGGAGCUGCUCGUCGAGAUGGAGGCCGCCGGGAUCUCUCCAAACAUCGUGACUUACAACGAGCUCAUUGCGGCCUACGCCAGAGCCGGGCUUUGCGACGAGGCGGCUGCUCUGAAGAAGAGCCUGCUCUCCAAAGGCCUGUGUCCGGACGAAUUCACGUACUGCACUCUCAUCUCGGCUUUCAACCGUGCGGAGCGGUAUGAGAAGGCUCUGGAGACGUUCACGGAGAUGAGAAAGACGAACUGCACGCCCAACAUCGUGACUUACAACAUCUUGAUCGACAUCUACGGCCGGAUGGAGAAGCUGGACGACAUGAUGAAAGUUUUCAAGUUCAUGCAAGAGAAGAACUGCACGCCGGACCUGGUGACUUGGAACUCGCUGCUCAAGUCGUUUGGCAACUGCGGGAUGCUCACGGAGGUGUCCAACGUCUUCAGGGAGAUGAAGAGAGCGGGAUACAUGCCAGGGGUGGACACGUUCAACAUCCUGAUAGAGUGCUACGGCAGGUGUGGCUACGUCGACUACUCGGUGGACAUCUACAAGGGACUACUCAGGACAGGAUUGCAGCCAACAGUGCCGACUUUCGCCGCACUCAUGGCCUCGCUCGCUCGGGAAGGACGGUGGCAACAGUGCGAGAAAGUCUCGCAGGAGAUGGCCGAGGCCGGGCUCCAGCUGAGCGACGCUUGCCACGCCGGGCUCAUCCACUCGUACGCCAACAGCGGCCAGUUCUUCCAGCUGCGGAAGUACAUCGACGAGCUGGAGAAGUCGGCCAAGCAGCCACUGAGCGGCAUCCUGUGCAAGACGUUCGUGCUCGCUUACUGCAAGUGUUGCAUGGACAACGAGGCCCAGCUCGCGCUCAACCAGCUCUACGACAACGGCCACUCGCCGGACAUCAAAGUCUUCAACGCCAUGAUCUCGAUGUGCGCCAAGCGGGGAUGGAUCGAGCGCGCGGUGAAACUCCUGGAAGAGAUCCGGAAGGCGCAGCUCAAGCCCGACGGCGUGACUUACAACUGCUUGAUGAGCAUGUAUGGACGGGAAGGGAUGUACCACAAAGCCGAGGAGGUGAUGAGCGAGAUGCGAAGAGCAGGCAAAGCUCCCAACUUGAUCACUUACAACACGCUGCUCUACUCGUACACCAAGCAUGGCAGGAUGGACGACGCGGCCCGGGUGUUUGGAGACAUGGUGGCUGCUCGCGUGAGGCCGGACAACUUCACUUUCAACACGCUGGUGGGGAGCUACUCGAGCUUGGGGCUGUACAAGGAGGCGCUGAGCGUGAUCGAGUACAUGACCGAGCAUGGCUGCCAGCCGACGCAGAUAACUUUCAAGGCUCUCCUGGAUGGAUACAACAGGAACGCUUCGCCGUCAAGGAGGAAGCCAGGCGGUGAUGGUGGUGGAAGGCCGAUCGAGAUGAUCAAAGAGCUGGAUCCUGCUAAGAACAUCCACGAGUUCCAUCCGGCGUGAUUGGGCGAUCGAUCCAUCGGCCGCCAAAGCGAUCGAGGAGAGUGAGCAAUCUCUGGUCGAAGGAGACGAGUUUUGACGGGGAGAUUUUUCUGUAGAUAAGCUCAUCUAAGGUUUAAUGGAAUAUACCUUUAUUUGAUA
Selaginella moellendorffii is the source of this 5752-nucleotide messenger RNA. RefSeq lists its product as uncharacterized. NCBI's taxonomy places the organism in Eukaryota, Viridiplantae, Streptophyta, Lycopodiopsida, Selaginellales, Selaginellaceae. The record is from RefSeq and is a predicted model, not a curated record. The coding region runs from base 71 to 5614 and encodes 1847 amino acids. Gene Ontology annotation, molecular function: protein binding. The transcript has 4 exons.